Xenopus laevis (African clawed frog) is the source of this 3485-nucleotide messenger RNA. It is a transcript of the gene wdr47.L, whose product is annotated as WD repeat domain 47 L homeolog. Lineage: Eukaryota; Metazoa; Chordata; Amphibia; Anura; Pipidae. The coding region runs from base 317 to 3076 and encodes 919 amino acids. The record is from RefSeq and is a predicted model, not a curated record. The transcript is spliced from 15 exons.
CCCCCCUUCUGACAGGGCCGACUUUCAAGCAGGCAGUUUUGAAGGCAGCCGCAAUUGUCGGGUCCUCAAACAGCUGUUUCCUAUUGGAUGUCUGCGAAUCCGCUUGACAACCGCAAAGGCACAGAAAGAGAGACAGAGACAGAGCGGCGCGGCCCUACGAGUGAUAUCCUGUGCUGGCGGAAAGGAGAGCAAAGCCGCUUUCACAGUGGAAGUCAUCGGGUGCUGCCCGACUACACAAACGGAGAACACGGAGCGGGUGGAGCCUGACGGGGCUCUGGAGCGCCGGACUAACGGGGAAGGGAGCCAGCCCACUGCAAUGACAGCUGAGGAAACGAUUAAUGUGAAAGAGGUGGAGAUUACGAAGUUAAUUUUAGACUUCUUGAAUGCCAAAAAGCUGCACAUUAGCAUGCUUGCUCUUGAAAAAGAGAGUGGGGUGAUAAAUGGACUGUAUUCUGAUGACAUGCUGUUUCUCAGGCAGCUGAUCUUGGAUGGACAAUGGGACGAGGUCCUUCAAUUUAUCCAGCCUCUGGAAUGUAUGGAGAAGUUUGACAAAAAAAGGUUUCGUUAUAUUGUUCUGAAACAGAAAUUUUUGGAGGCACUUUGUGUCAACAAUGCAAUGUCAGCAGAGGAGGAUCCAAACCAUCUUGAAUUUACAAUGCAGGAAGCUGUUAAGUGCCUGCACACACUGCAAGAAUAUUGUUCGUCUAAGGAGGAUUACAGCAAGUUGUGUCUACUCCUCACCCUUCCGCGGCUCACUAAUCAUGCAGAAUUCAAAGACUGGAACCCAAGCACAGCUCGUGUACACUGUUUUGAGGAGGCAUGUGCAAUGGUGGCAGAAUUCAUUCCUGCUGAUCGCAAGCUGAGUGAAGCUGGAUUUAAAGCUAGUAAUAACAGACUGUUCCAGCUUAUCGUGAAAGGAAUUCUGUAUGAGUGCUGUGUGGAGUUUUGCCAGAGCAAGGCAACUGGGGAAGAAAUCACUGAGAGUGAGGUACUGUUGGGGAUAGAUCUUUUAUGUGGCAAUGGCUGUGAUGAUCUAGACUUGAGUCUCCUCUCUUGGCUGCAGAAUUUACCCCCUGGCGUUUUCUCCUGUGCUUUUGAGCAGAAGAUACUGAACAUCCAUGUAGAUAAGCUAAUGAAGCCUAGUAAAGCUGCAUAUGCAGAUCUCCUCACUCCUCUCAUCAACAAGCUCUCCCCAUAUCCUUCAUCACCCAUGAGGCGCCCCCAGUCAGCCGAUGCUUACAUGUCUCGCUCUUUAAACCCAGCUCUGGAUGGCCUGACAUGCGGACUGAGUGGCCACGACAAAAGAUCAGCAGAACCAGGAAGCAAGACGUCCCCCAUGUCCCACUCCUUUGCAAAUUUUCACUAUCCCGGUGUGCAGAACCUCAGCCGUAGCCUCAUGCUAGAGAGCACUGACUGUCACAGUAUAUAUGAAGAAUCAUCAGAGAGGAGUGAAACGCCUCAAGAAAAGGAAACCCCAAACAGUAGUGAGACCAUUUGUGAGAAUGCCUCUCCAGAAAAUGACCAAGAGAAUGCUGGUGAAAAUGAAGAGCAAAACAAUAAACCAGAGAGAAAUGAGCUUCGAGAAUCCACAGAGCAGUUUGAGGAAUACUAUCGUCAGAAAUUACGCUACCAGCAGCACCUGGAACAGAAGGAACAACAGAGGCAGCUUUACCAACAAAUGCUUGUUGAGGGAGGUGUAAACCAGGCUGAAGAGGCAGAACAUCCACAGAAUCUUACUGAGCAAUUUCUCAACAGGUCCAUCAAAAAGUUGGGAGAACUGAAUGUGGGGAUGGAGCCCCUUGAGGAACCUAUUCAACCUAUGAACAAACUACAUAAUGGCCCUAUGGAAAGCAGCAUUACAGCCCCUAAUGGUCACUCCCCACUGGGUACAGCUGUGCUACAGAGGGGCAAUCAGCAACCUGAUGGUCAGAGCAUCAAUACCAGCACACCUCGCAAACUAGGAUCCACUAGCUACAUUCCUUUUCCAGAGGAGUCUCCAGUGUUUGGAAGUGCAAGCAGUGCAAAAGAACAGGCACAAGUAGAAGAUUCUUCAGGCACUGGAGGCAGAAUAUGUUCAGAGACUGACAAGAAGCAGAAGCAACAGUUUGUAUGCCUAAACACCCUGGAGGACACCCAGGCUAUUCGCGCUGUAGCCUUCCAUCCUAGCGGUUCUCUGUAUGCUGUGGGGUCCAACUCCAAAACACUGAGAGUCUGUGCAUACCCUGAUGUGAUUGACACUAGUGUUGCAAACCCUCCCAUGCAGCCAACGGUUCGGUUUAAGAGGAACAAGCACCACAAGGGCUCCAUUUACUGUGUGGCUUGGAGCCCUUGUGGGCAGCUGUUGGCCACAGGCUCUAAUGAUAAAUACGUCAAAGUGUUGCCUUUCAGUGCUGAGACCUGCAAUGCAACAGGUCCAGAUCUGGAGUUCAGCAUGCAUGAUGGUACUAUAAGGGAUCUGGCUUUUAUGGAAGGACCAGAGAGUGGUGGGGCCAUAUUAAUCAGCGCAGGUGCUGGAGACUGUAACAUAUACACUACAGACUGUCAGCGUGGGCAAGGCCUUCAUGCGCUCAGUGGGCAUACAGGGCAUAUCCUGGCACUUUACACAUGGAGCGGCUGGAUGAUUGCAUCUGGAUCCCAGGACAAAACAGUGCGGUUUUGGGACUUACGAGUACCCAGCUGUGUGCGAGUUAUUGGAACAACUUUCCAUGGCACUGGCAGUCCGGUGGCCUCGGUAGCCGUUGAUCCUAGUGGGAGACUCCUUGCCACAGGACAAGAAGAUUCUAGCUGCAUGCUGUAUGAUAUCAGAGGAGGCCGCAUGGUGCAGAGCUAUCACCCACACUCCAGUGAUGUUCGCUCUGUUCGCUUUUCACCUGGAGCUCAUUACCUUCUCACUGGUUCCUAUGAUAUGAAGAUCAAAGUAACAGACUUACAAGGUGACCUUACAAAGCCGCUUCCCAUCAUUGAAGUAGGUGAGCAUAAGGACAAGGUGAUCCAGUGCCGAUGGCAUACACAAGACCUCUCCUUCCUCUCUUCUUCCGCUGACAGAACUGUAUCACUGUGGACUUACAAUGUGUAGAUCUGGACUGCACCCAAUCCAAGCUGGCACUGAAAAUAGCUAAAUUGGCAUUUUACAUUCAGCUGUCAAAGGUCAUAAUGCUGCAAAUGAACCCUCAGAGCUACCAGGAAGGCCUGCAAUUCAGCAACUGCAGCCUCAGAAACCUGAAAGGAAUUAGAGUGCAACGUGAGGAAGCCAAAGAAAGUGAAUUGUGUGUGUGUGUGUUCUUUCAUACAUUGUGUCACUGAGGAUGCAGAUGACUGAGACCCUUUCUGGCUCUUUUCCAUAUUCACCAGGCAGUGCCAUACAAAAGUAUGAAACAGAGAAAGUCUGAGCAGUUUCAGGAUGAAGCAAGAAGGCACAGGAAAGGAAUUUAUAUGUGCUGCCGCAUCUUACAUUGCACCACAAAUAAAAGAUUAUUGGCUUUUUA